Molecule: messenger RNA, 1248 nt
Organism: Carassius carassius (crucian carp)
Lineage: Eukaryota; Metazoa; Chordata; Actinopteri; Cypriniformes; Cyprinidae
Product: zinc finger protein 239-like
Exons: 2
Coding region: 123-1037 (304 amino acids)
Biological process (GO): regulation of transcription by RNA polymerase II
Cellular component (GO): nucleus
Molecular function (GO): DNA-binding transcription factor activity, RNA polymerase II-specific; RNA polymerase II cis-regulatory region sequence-specific DNA binding
Source: RefSeq, a predicted model, not a curated record
CAGAAGAAGAAAGAAGAGGCGCGGGCCUUACUGCGGUUACAAAACAAAGGAUUUUCAUCGUUUUUGAAGCGACACAGAUCAGUUUUUUUAUUUAAAGCAAACAGUAUUUACAUCUUCAAGACAUGUAUUCAGAGGACCAGGAAGAACGUAAAUCGGUAAAGACGGAGUUUAUAGAAGAUUACAAUGAGCUCAAAAGUGAUCCAGAGCCCUUCAGAGUGAAACAUGAAGAUACUGAAGAACCAGUAGGCUUGAAGGAAGAGAGUGAGGAGAGCAAAGAACUGAAUGAAGCAGAGGAGAAACAUCAAGUCGAAACUGAAGAUGAAUCUUUGAGUUGCUCACAGCAAACAAGAGGCAAAAAAUCUUUCAGCUGCUCUCAAUGUGGAAAGAGUUUCUUGUCCAAGAAAGGUGUUACGUAUCACAUGAAAACUCAUACUGGAGACAAACCGUACACAUGUGACGAAUGUGGCAAGAGUUUUAUACAAGCAGAAGCUCUUAAAUUACACCAGAAAACACACAGCGGUGAGAAGGAUCAUGUGUGCUUUGAUUGUGGGAAGGCGUUUGCUACUCUUGCUGUACUGAAACUGCAUCAGAGAAUCCACACUGGAGAAAAACCUUACAAGUGUUCACACUGUGAAAAGAGAUUUAAACAAUCAGGACAUCUAAAGGUACAUGAGAGUAUCCACACUGGAGAAAAACCGUACGAUUGCGAUCAGUGUGGGAGGAGUUUUACACAAGCAUAUGGUCUUAAAGUACAUCAGCAGUCUCAUUCAGAAAAAAGAGGAUAUAAAUGUGAUCAGUGCGGUAAAAUAUUUGCUAGGGCAUCAUACUUGAAGAAGCACCUAAAAAUUCAUUCAGAGGAGAAGCCUCACCUGUGUACUUUGUGUGGAAAGAGCUUUAUAUGGCUGGAUGAUUUAAAAGUACACCAGAAAAGACACAGUGGUGUGAAAAUUCAUGCGUGCUUAAAGUGUGAGAAGUCCUUUAGUUCAGAUCAUCAACUGAAACAGCACCAGACAAUUCACACUGGAGAAAAACCUUAAAUUGGAGAACAAACUGCAUUAGUGUUUACACUGUGACAAUAUUAAACUAGCCGGGCUCAUUUAUUCUGCUUGUAGUAAAAAUUAUUUCAUGAUUUUUUUUGUCAUAUUUGAGCAGUAAUUAUAUAUGUAUCAUUAUAACGCUUAAUAAAUGAAAAGGGUGAAACCCUUAUUUUACCCCAAACAUGGGUGUAGUGUCAAGUCCACAUGUACA